Messenger RNA from Eutrema salsugineum, 1462 nucleotides. Its product is annotated as WAT1-related protein At4g08290. Bases 173 to 1321 code for a protein of 382 amino acids. Lineage: Eukaryota; Viridiplantae; Streptophyta; Magnoliopsida; Brassicales; Brassicaceae. Gene Ontology annotation, cellular component: plasma membrane. Gene Ontology annotation, molecular function: transmembrane transporter activity. The record is from RefSeq and is a predicted model, not a curated record. The transcript is spliced from 7 exons.
ACAAGUUUUCAUGUUUAUCCAAAACUCUGUAUUACCUUUUUUGAUGUUUUAUAUAUAUAAGAUGACUCGUUCAUCAUACUCCUCUUAUCAGCUCUGCUUCUUCUAAAGAUUCAGAAAAAAAAAAUCUAACUUUCAAUAACAAAACAAAACAAAACAAAAGUACAAUUAAACCAUGAAGGGUGUAGGUGCAACAAUUCAAAAUUUUAGGCCAUAUUUAUUAAUGAUAUUUUUGCAAUUUGGAGCAGCAGGAACGUAUAUUGUCAUUAUGGCCACUCUCAACCAAGGCCAGAACCGUUACGUUCUAAUUGUGUAUCGUAAUGCUGUGGCUGCUCUUGUUCUUGCACCUUUUGCACUCUUCUUUGAAAGGAAAGUGAGGCCAAAGAUGACACUAUCGGUUUUCUGGAAAAUAGUGUUACUCGGUUUCUUAGAGCCAAUCUUGGACCAAGGUUUUGGUUACUUGGGGAUGAACAUGACAUCAGCAACAUAUACAUCUGCUAUCAUGAACGUUCUUCCUUCAGUCACAUUCAUAAUCGCUUGGAUUCUUAGAAUGGAGAAAGUGAAGAUAGUAGAGGCACGAAGCCAAGCAAAGAUCAUUGGGACAUUGGUGGCUCUUGGAGGGGCAUUGGUAAUGACAUUGUACAAAGGUCCGCUUAUUCCUUUACCAUGGUCUAACCCAAAUAUGGAUCAACACAAUGAACAUAGCAACAGUUCACAAGACAACAACCAUUGGGUUGCUGGAACCUUGUUGAUACUCCUCGCUUGUGUUGCUUGGUCUUGUUUCUAUGUUUUGCAGUCCAUAACGAUUAAGACGUAUCCAGCUGAUCUUUCACUAGCAGCCUUAAUAUGCCUAUCUGGCGCUAUCCAAAGCACAGCAGUAGCACUCGUGGUAGAGCGCCAUUCCAGUGGAUGGGCAGUUGGAUGGGAUGCAAGGCUUUUCGCACCUCUUUAUACGGGAAUAGUAAGCUCCGGUUUAACCUACUACGUGCAAGGGAUGGUUAUGAGGACGAGAGGGCCGGUUUUCGUCACUGCCUUUAAUCCUCUCUGCAUGAUUCUUGUAGCUCUUCUUGCUUCUUUCAUUCUUCAUGAACAAAUACAUUACGGGUGUGUAAUUGGAGGGACAGUGAUCGCCAUGGGUUUGUAUUUGGUUGUUUGGGGAAAAGGAAAAGACUAUGAAGUAUCUGGAGUAGCUGAGAAGAAUAGCCUUCAAGAACUGCCAAUCAGAACUAAAUUUGAAGAGGACUACAAAUUGGAUUCCUCUCUUGCUGAUGGCAGCAAUAUAACCAUUCCCUCUGGGGCGCACCGUCAGACAUCUGGAAAAUAAGUAUAAAAAGACAUUUUCGGGGACGAAAUUUCUGUCUUGUAGUAUGCAUAUAAAAUACAUAUUUUGAUUCGAUCAAAAUAAGAACAUAUAUGUAUUUAAUUGUGUGCAUUUUAUAUGGCAUAAAUUUACGUUAUUAUUAUG